Molecule: messenger RNA, 4511 nt
Organism: Sitodiplosis mosellana (orange wheat blossom midge)
Lineage: Eukaryota; Metazoa; Arthropoda; Insecta; Diptera; Cecidomyiidae
Exons: 3
Coding region: 274-1761 (495 amino acids)
Molecular function (GO): protein binding
Source: RefSeq, a predicted model, not a curated record
GGAUGGUUUGUUUUUAUUUUUAUAAGUGUGAUGUCAUGCAGUUGAGAGGUACACGGAAUCGUAUUAACAAAACGUAAUUAUGAAUAGCGACGCGAGUGUUUUAAUUAGAAUUUAAUUAAAAGUGAAUCUCAACCAAAUUCCCUGGAUAAAAUUGGAUUCGCUGUAAGUUCAACGGUGUUACUUCUGAAACUUCAAGGAGCUGUCAUUUCUUAAGCUCCGAAGUAAAUACUCAUUAAGCUGAUCCGAAGUAAAAUCAUCAGGCGACAAUUCAAAAUGCGUGAUGAAGAAAGUGUUCUGGAAAAUCAGAUGGCGUCAGUUCAUGGAGCAGUUGUUGAUCCAAGUCAAAUUCCAGUGGCUGAUCGCGCGAAGUUUCACCAAAUCACCGCUGUUAAGCAAUCAUCGCCAAUUUUCAAGCUGACCGUCGACUGUUGUGACGAAAUAUUCGAGUAUUUAUCUCUUAAGGAUCUGCAUUCAUUCGGCCAUACAUGCAGAGCGAUGCAAAAAGUGGCCGGUGAAUAUUUCAAACAGAACUAUUCCACCGUCGAAAAUAUCACCGAAGAAUAUGCUAUUUACACGAUAUGUGAUGAAAAGGGUAACCGAAAAAAGCUGGAAGAGCGUAUAGAAACUUCAGGAUUCAAUCAGUUCAUCGCGUCCAUUUCGAAUUAUUAUAUUUUCAGUACAUAUUUGCUUCAUUAUAUUCAUGCAAACAUCGACGAAUUUCCGUUAAUCAAUCACAUCACACUCGUUGGUUUCAACUUUUCGGACGAUAGAGUUGAAUCCAUUCAGAACCUGUUGAGCAAAGUUGAGUGUGUAGAAAUACGAGAUUGUCAUGUGAAUGGUGAUUUCUAUGAAUUAUUUUUGAAAUAUUGUGUAAACGUAAAGCAACUGUAUGUACAAGAAUGUGAUGUUGGAUUCUAUGAUAGCGAAGAUGAGGAUGCGUUCGAGGAAAAUCGAUGGCUAGUCCACCAGUAUCCAAAACUUGAGCACUUUGAAUUGAGACCGGGUGAUAUAGUGGAAGAACGACCAGAAAUCUUUCGAUUUUUUCAGCUCAACCCAAAUAUUCGCACUUUUUCCACAACAGCCGACUGUGUAUGGGCUAAUCGAAAUGAACUCCUUCGAUCCAAUGCCAAAUUGGACAUUUUUGAAGUGAAAAUUUUUACACCCGCAAUGUACUUUAACCUUGACUUCAGCACCGAACAACUGGUACAAUCCAUUCGCAAUUUAUUCUAUCAACUGUAUGAACGUGGAUUUUAUAAGCGUCUAUUUCUUUAUUUGCCAAAAGUUGAUCAACCGAUUUGUGAUCUCUUGGAGUCGAUGCAACACCUGGAUAAAUUAUGUAUUAGAGAAUAUGGGCAAAUUUGUGGUUUGCCUGCACUGACAAAUUUAAAGGAGUUGGCCAUUUUGGAAGGAGCCAAAGCGACUGAUAUGGACAUUUUGGCAAACAGCUACACCAAUCUUCAACGGAUUUACAUAGAAAAUGCAAGCAUCGAUGAUGUUAUGCCAUUCAUUUGUCGUUCACCCAAAUUGAACAAAGUCAAAGUUAUUCCCAAGGAUGGAGAUCAUUUCAACGAAGGAAUUUUACCGUUGGUGAAGCUAAAUCGAGAACGCGAAAAAUUAGAUGGAGCACGAAAAGUCACGAUAUAUGUUCCAGACAACAUUUUCCUGAAAACAAAAUGGGCAACCAGAAACGGAGACAUAAACUUAAGGUUGAUCGAAAUGAAACGAGCUCAUUCGUAUGAAUGGAAUCAUCACUUUUCAUGAAGAGAAAUUUUCUUCUUCUUUUUUUGUUACCAAUAAAAUACCAUACAAAAUUUGAAUUUGCAUAAAAGCAGAAAAAAAGAUAGGAAGAGAUAGUUCGUUGAUUAGAAUAAUUUGAACAGUCCAUUUCUUUGCUGUAACUUUUUUACUUUUCAAUAAAAUUUCAUCACUUGUUUAACGAUGACACCGCCUAAAUAAAGAAUUAAAUACAAUCAAAAGAAAUGAACGAAAGUCCAAAGUGAACCGGAUCAAAUUGUUUGUCGAUUGUGCAAAUUGAGUAGUGAUUCUGCGGUAUUUUCUGAUAAAAAAAGUGUAUUUGCAUCAAGAGUUAAUAGUUUUAUUUCUUUAAAUGGAAAAUCUGAAUAAUUUUUGCGAAUAGAAUCUUACGAGUUUGCCUUAAAAAUGUUCAAUAGCUAACAAAUCAAUUCUACUUUGAGAUUUACCGUCAAAUUUGGGUGUUGUUCGUAGUAAAAGCCGGUCGAAAAGAGCUAUUGUUGUGCCCAAAUAUGACGACCGUGUUGAGGUUAACAAUUCAUCGACGUCUCCAAUUUUCAAUCCCACCGUUGAUUGUUUUGACGAAAUUUUCGACUAUUUAACCAUGAAAGAUUUGUAUGUUCAUUCGGUCAAACAUGCAGGAGAAUGCAGCAGAUUGCCGGUCAAUACUUCAAGUCAAACUAUUCAAACGCAACGACAUACAGUUCGGUUUAUAAAAUUCGUACGAUCCGUUGGCAUGAUAAUGGUUGGGUACAGGGUCAAGAUGAUACGACUUGUUUCAUGAAAUUCAUUACUUAUUUGGUGAUGGGAUCAAUGGAAGAAGUCAUCUCAAUCUACACCGAUAUAACGCGGCCUCUUCCGUACAUCCAGCUUCGUUUAUCGGAGCUCAUGUCACUCAAUCUCAUUAGCUUCAUUGGUUUCCAUUUGACCAAAGACGGUACACGAUCAUAUUUGGUGGUAUGGUGAAAUGAAACGCGAAUACUCGUGGCUACAACAACAUGUGAUCAACAGACAUGUGAUCAAUCGAAUUGUUUGCAGAACCUUGAAAGUCUGAACAUUCGAGUGUUAAAUGAAAUCCAUAGUCUAUCUCAGCUGACGAAUUUAAAGGAAUAAAUCAUUCUAGAUAUUGGCGAUGAAACGGAUACAGAAGCGUUGGCUAACACUCUAACAGGUCUUGAACGACUGACCAUUUUCAAUGUGACCAUCGAAAUGAUUCUACCAUUUAUUCGACGAUCAGCGAAACUGAACCAAAUCAGAAUAGCACUUAAGUACGAAUGGCUCGAACGGGAACAUUUCAAACUCCGAUCGUUGUAUAAAGAAAGAGGACAAUUGUUGGGUGCACGGAAACAGACUAUCUACGUUCCAAAGGGCAUAUUCUUAACCAUGAAAUGGGCAACCGAAAAUGGAGAUUAAAAUUUAAGCUUCAUUGAAAUCCGACGAUCGAACUCGCAUUUUUUGGACGUUGAUUUUUUCAUGCACGUGCCCUCGAAAAAAUUGCAAAAAGCACCGAGUAUUCCUGGAGUGAUUCGAGGCCUCAAACACUUGCUGCGCUUGCGGCGGUUGCAGACAGCGCCGAAUGGUGAGAAACUAAAACACACCAAUCACCAAUAUUGAUGUUCACCAUCAUCAAAUGGUUCAUGCUAAAUUUUAUCCACUUUAGACACUCAUAUAUAUUAUUCUUGAUUAAUUGUAUUUUUUUCUUCUACGGAAUAUAAUAGGCAAGAAUAUUUAUUCCCAAAUUUUCUUUGUAUUUUGUGUUCAACUCAAACAGUAUUCGUAUUCAAUUUGCACUUGUUCACAAAUAUAAGCCAUUUCCGAACCGCAAGUGGCAUCAUUCCAUUGCAAACCAUCACGGCCAGCCAUUUUGUAAAUUAUAUUGAUGCAACUCUCAUAUGUAUCGCCCCAUUUAGUAUUAUCGGGUUGACCUUGGGCCCAAUUAGUGCCCAAAACACUACAUGUUUACCCGUUCCCAUCCAGUAGUAAGUUUGGUCGUUGCCUAAUUUUGUGCCUGAUAUCCAAAAAUCUUUGUCAUCGUGCCCUAUGGAAAAGACAAACACAAAUUCCAACGUUCUUUUGCAUGUGAAUAUUUUCAAAGUGUCAAUAAACUGCUGAAAUCUUUGCAAAGGGUUAGACACAAAUUCAUACUCAACAAACACUCAGAGAUACUAGAAUCUACUCGGUGCUACUCGGUGCCAUUUGGUUCAGUGUAAUGUGUAGUAUACACAGAGAACUGUCAAAGUCAUUUGAGUGUUUUGAGUAGUUUCGAGUUUACAUUGAAAAUGCAUAGAUAUACUCGGAACUACUCGGUGCAAAAUGAGACAAAUUCGUCAAAACUUGUACGUUAGAAAACUGUGUCUACCCCCUUGAAUCUUUGUCAUAUUUGAGCCCUGAGUUACCUUCGUCUUCAAUUUGCUUUACAAUUCGAUUCCGUUCCUCUUGUGAUGAAAUGCUGAUCAAAUGCAUGUCCAGGGUGCGACAAUGCUCAAACGCUUUAUACCAAUUUGUCUAGAAUUAUGAAAUAAAAUUAAUAAAUAAAAAAAUACGGAAUCCGAAUUGAACGGAUAUUUUGAUCGGUUUUAGAAUGCUUCAUAAUGUCCCCGAUGAAGUUCUAAACCAUUUUAUCAUAAGGAUGUACGGCAAUAAGUUUUAGAAUUUUAUGUGGCGAUAGCACAGAGAUCUUAGUGAACUAUAGUAUCAUCAUAGCUAUGAUUUCUGAAUACAAAAGUUCAAUAAACGAAUGCUUCAUUUACUAAAUAGAA